AUGCCCUUCCGCUUCAAAUCACUGAGCCAUCCAGACGUGUCCAUCUAUAUUGGCUUUGAUAAGUAUGAGAACGAGGACCUUAUCAAAUACGCUUGGAAUGGCGACAUCUGGUUCCAUGUUGAUAAGCAUUCGUCAGCACAUGUAUACCUGAGGCCGCCAGUCGUUGAUCCUCUUGCCCUGCAUAACCACGACUGUGACGAGAAAUGGAAAUUCCCGGAUAUCCCGGCGGAUCUACUUGAGGAAGUCGCGCAACUUACAAAGGAGAAUAGCAUAGAAGGGUGUAAGUUGGACAAUCUCACUAUCAUCUAUACUCCUGCAGAAAACUUGAGAAAGGACGGAACCAUGGAGACAGGGACCGUUGGAUUCGUAAAAGAUAAGCUCGUAAAGCGAUAUCACGUCAAGGAAAAGAACAAGGACAUGUUGAAGGCGUUAGAGAAAACCAAAGUUGCAGACAAAGAGACCAACCUCAUGAAUGAGCGAGAUAUGCACGAGCGAUGGCUGCGAAAGCAAAUGAGGGCGGUCGAGAAGUUGAUUGAAAAGGAAAACAGGGAAAUUGAGGCGGAUAAGCGACGCGAAAAGCAGGCUCGUGAUUACACUGUAACAUGGGAUUGCACCAAUUACACGAACAAAGAUGUUUGUUUAACUGGGACUAAAAACAAUCCGCAGGCGCUCUUUGACGACUUUAUAUAG
Molecule: messenger RNA, 690 nt
Organism: Giardia duodenalis
Lineage: Eukaryota; Fornicata; Diplomonadida; Hexamitidae
Exons: 1
Coding region: 1-690 (229 amino acids)
Source: RefSeq, a predicted model, not a curated record